Mesocricetus auratus (golden hamster) is the source of this 10032-nucleotide messenger RNA. It is a transcript of the gene Nufip2, whose product is annotated as nuclear FMR1 interacting protein 2. The record is from RefSeq and is a predicted model, not a curated record. Bases 129 to 2207 code for a protein of 692 amino acids. The transcript is spliced from 4 exons. Lineage: Eukaryota; Metazoa; Chordata; Mammalia; Rodentia; Cricetidae. Gene Ontology annotation, molecular function: RNA binding. Gene Ontology annotation, cellular component: nucleoplasm; cytoplasmic stress granule.
GAUCCGCUCGCUUAACCAGUGCGCUGGCGAGACGCGCUCAGAUAUACUGAGCGAGCGCUGAGAAGCAGUCUCAGAUCCUGACGGUGCAGCAGCCCGCAGCCUCAGCCAGGGAGUCCCAGCCGCUUUCAAUGGAGGAGAAGCCCGGCCAGCCACAGCCUCAGCACCAUCACAGCCACCACCAUCCGCACCAUCACCCCCAGCAGCAGCAGCAGCAGCAGUCGCACCACCAUCACCAUUAUUACUUCUACAACCACAGCCACAACCACCAAUACCACCACCACCACCAGCAGCCUCACCAAUACCUGCAGCAUGGAGCCGAGGGCAGCCCCAAGGCCCAGCCCAAGCCGCUGAAACAUGAGCAGAAACACACCCUCCAGCAGCACCAGGAAACGCCGAAGAAGAAAACAGGCUAUGGUGAAAUAAAUGGUAAUGCUGGAGAAGUAUCUUUAAAGAGCCUCAAUUCUGAUGAAGCUACUAACCCUAUUUCUAGGGUCCUCAAUGGCAACCAGCAAGUUGUAGACACUAGCCUGAAGCAGACUAUAAAGACCAGCACCUUUGGGAAAGCAGGAAUUAAAACCAAGAAUUUUAUUCAGAAAAACAGUAUGGACAAAAAGAAUGGGAAGUCUUAUGAAAGCAAAUCUGGAGAGAACCAGGCUGCAGAUAAGACCGAUAUUGUAGCAAUUCCAAAUGGUGUUAUAACAAAUAAUUCAGGCUAUAUCACUAAUGGUUAUAUGGGCAAAGGAGCAGAUAAUGAUGGUAGCGGAUCUGAGAGCGGAUAUACCACUCCUAAAAAAAGGAAAGCUAGGCGCAAUAGUGCCAAGGGUUGUGAAAACCUUAAUUUAGUGCAGGAUAAAAUAAUGCAAGAGACUAGUGUCCCAGGAUUAAAACAGGGACUUGAAAGUUUAAAGCCUGACUAUAGUGAACAAAAAGGAACUCGAGCAGAUGGUUCGAAGCCUAUUUGGAAGUAUGAGACUGGACCUGGAGGAACAAGUCGUGGAAAACCUUCUGUGGGUGACACACUUCGUAAAAGUUCAGAUAUUAAACCCGGUUUGAGCAGCAAAAAGUUUGAUGAUCGGCCUAAAGGAAAGCAUGCCUCAGCUGCUGCCUCCAAAGAGGACUCAUGGACCUUGUUUAAACCACCCCCAGUUUUUCCAGUGGACAAUAGCAGUGCUAAAAUAGUUCCUAAAAUAAGUUAUGCAAGCAAAGUUAAGGAAAACCUCAACAAAACUGUACAGAACUCUUCUGUGUCACCAUCUUCAUCGUCAUCUUCUUCACUAUCUACUGGGGAAACUCAGACCCAAUCUUCAAGUCGAUUAUCCCAGGUCCCCAUGUCAGCUCUGAAGUCUGUUACUUCUGCCAACUUUUCUAAUGGGCCUGUUUUAGCAGGAACUGAUGGAAGUGUGUAUCCAUCAGGGGGUCAGCCACUGCUAACUACUGCUGCUAAUACUUUAACACCCAUCUCUACUGGGACUGAUUCAGUUCUUCAGGACGUGAGUCUGGCUUCAGCAGCUGUUGAACAAAUUAAGUCUAGCCUUUUUAUCUACCCUUCAAAUAUGCAAGCAGUGCUGUUAAGCACUGCACAAGUAGAUCUGCCCUCGCAGACAGAUCAGCAAAACCUGGGAGAUAUCUUCCAGAAUCAAUGGGGUUUAUCAUUUAUAAAUGAGCCCAGUGCUGGCCCAGAGACUGUUAUUGGGAAGUCAUCAGAUCAUAAAGUGAUGGAAGUGACAUUUCAAGGAGAAUAUCCUGCCACUUUGGUUUCACAGGGUGCUGAAAUAAUUCCCUCAGGAACUGAGCAUCCUGUGUUUCCCAAGGCUUAUGAGCUGGAAAAACGGACUAGUCCUCAAGUUCUGGGUAACAUUCUAAAACCUGGGACUACUGAGAGUGGAGCCUUAUCCUUGGAACCCAGUCAUAUAGGUGACCUGCAAAAAGCAGACACCAGUAGUCAAGGUGCUUUAGUGUUUCUCUCAAAGGACUACGAAAUAGAAAAUCAAAAUCCUCUGGCCUCUCCUACGAACACUUUGUUAGGCUCCGCCAAAGAACAGAGAUACCAGAGAGGCCUAGAAAGGAAUGAUAGCUGGGGUUCUUUUGACCUGAGGGCUGCUAUUGUAUAUCACACUAAAGAAAUGGAAUCUAUAUGGAAUUUGCAGAAGCAAGAUCCCAAAAGGAUAAUCACUUACAAUGAAGCCAUGGAUAGUCCAGAUCAAUGAAGGACCAGACUGCCUAUUUGUAACCUUUCUGCAGCAUUAGAGCCACCGUUCAUGGGGGACACAAGGCUUUUAUGCUCCUAGAUCUUCAACGCAGCAGAGGAACCAUAAGUAGAAUCACAGGAUAAUAUAUACAAAUAUAUAUAUAUACAUAUAUAUAUAUAUAUAGUUAUUUAAAAAAGGCAACUGAAAGUAAUUAGACUUCUUAAGGAAUCAAAUUUAUUUCAAGAGACUACACAUGGUUAUUUAAUCUCCGGUACCGAAUAGUCUUUUUUUUUUUUUUUGUUAGUUUUUGUUGUUAAGUGUGAAUGCAAAUGAUUAAUGAAUACAGACUUAACAAGCGUGGUUCUAAAGUUCCUGCUGUCAUCGACUUGGGCAACAAAUGACCCACUGGAAAGGCAAAUCCACUUACUAGGUAUCUCUAUCUUGUUCUGUGACUAAAGUGAUACACUAAUCACGGGGAACCCAGAAUGACGCAACAUUUUCCCCUAUUCCGCCCUUGAUCUUUUGGUUUUAUUUUGAGCCCUGCCAGAAUGCUGGAUAAAUGCCUUGAAGUUUGCAGGGAUGUUUUUUUGUUGUUUGUUUUUUGUUUGUUUUUUUUAAUCCAAUGAUUUGCAUGUCUUGCCAGGAGUUGUGCAGCCUCUGUGGGGUGUUGGGGAAAUAGUUCCUUCCUUUCCUUUUAUUUUUUUGUGGGUGGGGAUAGGGGGAGGGCAUUGAAGUUCUACAAUCCUGGAAUAGUUUGUGGGCACAUAGUUAACUUUGGUUAAAUGUUUGACUUUUAACAGCUGACAAAUCCAAUAGUGUCAUUUAAAGCAGAACAAGUAAUUGGCUGAUAAUUAUCCAUUGUAAUUGUGUAACUGGGAGCAAAAAUAUAUUCUGCUUUUCGCUGUAGGUGCUCAGACUUGCUCUCUGUCACUAACACUAAGCGUGUACUCCUUUUUCAUCAAACAUCUAAGAGAAACUUAUGUAUCUUUCUGUAAAUUUUUAUAAUUUCAGUUUCUCAGCUAAGUCUAAAAAGGAAAAAAAAAGUUCAUGGAAAAUGUCUUUUAGCCAGUGAGGAGGUAAUAAACACUGCUUGUAAAAGGUGUGUUUUCAUGCAAAUUCUACUUCUGAGCUUACUAGCUUCUAAUUAUAUCUUAAUAUAUUUUAUUAGAGCAAGAUUCUUUUUGUUUUUAUUUUAAGGAAAAUAAUGUGAAAUUCUGGAAAUUUUGUUUGGGGCAGAAAACAGCAUUAGCCCUGUCUUAUCAUCACAUUACCAUCCUGUUAUGUUGCAGCUUGUGUAUUGCAUAUGAGAGAGUGAGUGAGUGUAAGUGUGUGUGAAUUGUGGGUCCAAUUUAAGACUGGGUGAUGUUAGUGGCAUAACAAGUUCUCUGGCCUGAUGCAUCACAUCACACACAUACAGAGAAAUAUUAAUGUAUCCAUGUAUGUCAAAUACAAGUUAAAAUAGCGGGGCAUUUACAGGGUUGCAGUCUUCUAACAAAGGCAAACUGGAUCCCCUGGACAAAUUUGGGGAGAAAGUACUUUUUACUCUUGUUUUCUAAGAAAUGUCCAGUUUUGAGAGAUUGUAGUAUGGAUGGAGAAUUUUCUGGUUUUGUUAAUUAUUUCAGGUUUUUAACAAAUAGUUCAUGAAAGAAGCUAUUUGAUUUACCGCAGAGAAAAAUACUUUUUAGUCUGGAUUUCUGCCCUGCUUAGAUUUUUAAAACAGUAUAAGCAUGGAAUGCCAAUUCCACGUGAUGUAAACAAAAACUUUUUAUACGUAAUAUAUAUAAUAACUUAUUGUAUCAGUCCAGGUUCAGAAACUUGUGGUAGGCCAGUUUCAGAUAGUUUCAUUUCACCUGUAAACUGUAUCACUUUUACUGAUAUUGUAAUUUUCAAAUGUAUAAUAUGUUUACAGAUGUGCCCUGCAUUUAGUGCUUUGUUCCUAUUUUUAUUUUCUUUUUCCUUUUUGUUCUUGUUGAGUCUCCUGCUUGCUUGCCAAAAGCUAGGAUGCUUCAGGCCCGUGUACAAAUCAAAGUGAGGCAUCCUUGAGCUUUAAAGCAUUGAACAAACUGGAAAAUGCAACACGCCACAUACUGAACUGAAAAAAGUCUUGUGUUUUGUGUUUCUUUUUUUUUUUUAAUAAAAAAUUUCAAAAAGUUCAAAAAAGGGUUGACUAAAGAAAAAAGAGGCUCCAGUUUGUUUUAUAGGUUUUAAAGUUCUGUGUGUUUGAUUGCCUUUGUGUAACCACUUGUCGCCUUAGGGCCAAAUCCUUCACCCCAGUUUUUUUAACGUCCAUUUUGCUUGUCUGGAAUUUUAAAGUUCUUCUGUUGCACAAAUCACAAAAAAACUUCCUUGGUUUGUGUCAUACAAGGUUGAACAUAAUCAAAAUGGAAAGAAAAAUCCAGUUUCCUGAAUUGGGCUUUUAAACUUAGAAGUAAUAUUUAGUACCUUUAAAAGUCUUCACUUUCAUAAUUCCUUUUCUGUAUCCUUCAGGCCUCUGUUCAGAGAAGCUAAAGAGAAUGUACCCCUUCUCUGUCCAAAGGUUGAGUCUCACUUCUAAAUGAAACAAUGCAACAUUUCACUUUGUUUUCUCCACUGAUAUUUUCUUGAUUGAUAUAGUUAUGAGGUAUAUAUAGUAUAGAAAUGUCUCAACUUUCUGGGAUCCCUUGUGGCCCAUCAUUUACUGUCAGUAUUUUUUGGACAUUGGGUUAAUGGACUUAAUUGCCUCAAUACAAGCAGGACUUUGGGACAGAUCUCCUUUGUGCUGUUUGAUACUUGUCUCAAUCUUUCUCCUUAGGUCCUCACACAAUUCCUUACAGAGCACUUAUUAAAAAAAAGUCUUACGAGUUCAUCUGUUUUCUGAUUAUUUUUGUGUAAGCUUCUAAAGAAACAUCAGCUGUGAUUAAUUUAGCACAUUUAAAUAACAGUAUGUUGAUGGUAUAAAGAAUUUUCCUUCAACUCAGAGUAUUAGUACUGUAGCAUAAACCAAAUACAGUCUAGAGGGGAUUUUUAACAUCCCUACAUUUAAAUGACUGAAAAAGAUGUGUGUGUAUGUGUGUUGGGGUGCUUGUGUGUGAGGGAAAGAUGAAGAUACUAAUAAUGAAUGUAUGUGUAAGACAUAUUAGUAUUCAGAGAAUGAAACUUGUAUUUAUUUUGGCCAUUUGUUUUCAUUACAGGAAUAAAGUUGGGUGGUUUAAAUCCUUAAAGGGAUAGUACUAGAAAAAAUGGCACUAUGGAUGAAAUCAUGACCUAUUUUUUUAGUAACUAAGAAAUAAUUAUGGGUGAUGAUUUCUUUCAGUUUGUCUUGAUUGUAGGUUUUGCGUCACAUACCACUCACGUGUAAAAUGUCUGGAAUAAUCUCCCUUCCCCACAAAAGACAGGGUGUAUUUAUCUUUUCUCUAUUCACCCCCACUUCAACAACCUGAAGCUAAUUGCAUAGUGUUUCCUCUAACUUUAGUAAUGAACUUUCACAUCAAUAAAGUGUGUUUAUGGUGUCUAAGGUAGCCUGCCCUUCUCUACUUUCUAGGAGGGGAAAACCAAUAUCUAGAGACUUGUCAGUGACAGUUCUUUACUGUCUUUCAUCUACUUUCCUGGUUACUCAGAAUCUGCAAAAAUUUCACAAAGGAAAAAAGUGCUGUGAUUUUUUUCUUUAAAUGACAGUUUUAAGAGGAAAAUAGGGUAAACCUCAAAUGUUGUAGUAGUUUAUUCACAAAAUAGGACACAGUAGCAGCAAUUUCACACUUGUUUGUUAGACUUAUUGAUAGCCCUCACCAAAAGCUGCUUUUUCUUUUGUAAACUUUAAGAUCAGGGUGUGUAAUUGUGAACUUCUACUAGAUUGCCAUAGGCAAGAAGUUUAAGACUUGGCUCAACUUAAAAGUCUGUCCAAUGGGGUAUGUGAGGGUGUCUCUUCAAUCACUUAAUGCUCAAAGUGCUAGAGGUUUGGUGCCACUGGACCAUAUCUUCACAUAACACAGUUCGUCUGAAGAACUAGUACAGUGUAGUGUGUCAAAUAAAUAUAAUGAACAGUAGCCUGUUGACUAUACUAGACUGGAUGGAUUUUGAUAGGUCUGUCUAUUAGGAAGGGUGGGGUUUCCUUAUCUUCCCUGUCUCCCAGAAAUUUGAAAAGGAGACACAGGACAAGAGUCGAAGCAUGCAAAGCUGCUUAAAGAUUGCCAGAAGUACACAGGCUAAGAGUUCUAAAAAUCAAUCUUUAGAAACACUUAGAAGUGAGAAGGAAGGCCAUUCUAGGUUUUUUCGUUUUGUUUUUAUAAAAAAUGAUAAAUCAUCAACUCCAGUUAAGUGCUGAUUUACUGAGUUUAAAAAAGAAGGGUCUUGAAGCAAUUCUAGGAUACCAGCCAGUAGUGUGAGAGUUUGAAGCUUUCUGUCAUAAAAUACCCAACAAAGCAUCAGUAGUUUAUUUCUUGUGUAUUACAGGGACUAGCAAAUAGCAGUUAGGAACUAACAGAUACCAGAGCUGUAGUGGGAUUGCUGAUUCAGACAUUUCCUAUUCAGAAAAUGUUCUGUCCAGAGUUCUGAAGCCAUUUUAUAACAUUGUGGUCUUUUUUUAACAGCCUUAUUAUAAAAGCUAGUUCACUUUUGCUUUCACUGUAUAGCAUUUGUAAUCUACAGACCAAACCAACUUAGAUCAACAUUACAAUAGCUUUUCCAUAUAUGCCCCCUUUUCCUCAGGUGCUAAACAAAGGCUCCAAAAUGGAUACUGCUUUAGUGUCAUCUAUUUUAUUCUUAAAGUGCACAUUUCUUUUGCUAAUUAUAAAGAUUGGUGUUAACAAAGUGGUUUUAAUAUGUAAAUAUGAACGAAUACCUUUAGUUAGUUCUAUUUGUCUGUUAAGUCUUGGCAUUUAUCUUUUGUAGAUAAGUUUUCACAAUCUUAAAUACAUUUCAUUAGGUAUUGCAUCUUUAGAAUGAAAACUUUUUUGUCUUAGAUAACGCCUGCUGCUGCUGCUAUGAGAAAUUGAAAAUCAAGAAUGUGAUGCACUUUUUAACAUUACUAUAUACCAUAGGUUGCUUUAAUACCUUUUCUCUGUAGCACAGCCACUAACUAACAAGUGAACAGAGUUUAUAAUUCUCUUCAGGAGUGAGUCAGUAGUCUGUAGUUUGUGUUCACCUAUGAAGAGGACCGUAACUUAGGAAUUAAACUUUUGGUUAAUAUUAAUCUUUUUGGCCUUAAAGUGUCUUCUACUACUGAAAAUAGUUUAAAUCUUAGCUUUGUUCCUAUUAUUCCCUCUCUGCUUCAAAAAGAAUUGGGAAGGACUAAAGGAAGUUUUUGUUUUGUCAGUAAGCUGGCUGUUUUUUUUUUUAAUUGUAUCAGUAAAUUAAUGCUGCCCUAAAUCACUCAUAUUCUGCUUCUCUAGUAUAUAUUAAUUAACAAAGGUAAACAAAGUGUAAUAAGACUGCUACUUGACAAAGGAAAACUUUUCUCAAGCACAUACUCAAACAUGAAGGAGAAAAAACCCACAAAGUAUGUAGGGGAUGGACACCAAAUGAGGUGGAGGAAUGUGAGAAAGAUGUGUGGUCCAAAGCUAUCUGGUUAUGUUUUGAUGUUGCCAAUAUUACAGAGCCAAACUUUUAAUUUGCUUACUUAAUAUUUGUUGGCCAGAGAUCUAUUUUUAUAUCAGUGUGCCUUGCAUGUAUAUUAACUUUGGAAAGGCCAUGUAGUAAUGCCUGAGAUGCUGAUGGUCCUUAACACCUCACUGAUUUUUAAUGCAGUUGAAAUGAAAUGCUCAUUCUAUUGCCCAACUGGUGCUCUCUGUUUAAAGUCAUAGAUCUUGUCAAACUGGAAAUAUAUAAACAGGGGGAAUGACUUUUUCACUAGUCCCCCCCCACCCUAACCCCCCUUUUUUUUUCAGUCUGUUAGUGGCUGGUCUGUAGUGGGAAAUAGUAAAUACAUUCUUCCUCACUACCUACCCCAACACCUUCAGGUAAUGUGAUGACACCACUUCUUUGUGCGCUUUGAAAAGUUUCAGCUUGCUGUCACCUUUAGCGUUAUGAAAGGUGUUAUUAAAAGCAUUUUUUGCAAAAACACAGGAGGAUGAUGGGAGUCCACAUUCAUCGGGGAUUCUUUGUGAGCUUUGCACCAAAUCAUUGGCUCUUUCCAACAACAAAUUUUUUUUUAUUGUUAAAGCACCUUGCUUAGAAAUUUUUAAAUAUUCAUGUCUGCAACAAUUGUCUCUAAUAAACUGUGCAAUUCUUGUUAUUAAAAACAAAUACAAAACAGAUCUGAACUCUCCCUAAUGUGACUUGUUAGUUUCUGUAUUUCCUGCCAGUGUAAAUGUGAAAAGCUUUGCUUGCAUUACGUUUUAGAAAUGCAUUUUGCACACUCAGUUUUGCCGAAGCUCCGUGAAAAGGUUAGAUCUAAGUAGAUGAAUAAAGCUAUGCACAUGUUUUGAAAGUUUUGUGUGUCAUUACCAACAGUAAUCUCAUUAUUUUGCUAUUCUUAGCUUUUCCACCCUUGGAAACAUGGUUAAAAGUUACAAUUUUGGGCUAGCUCAUCAGUGGAAGUAGAAGCUAAAGGGAGGAAAACUGGCACCUGCUGAAUAAAGUUUAGUUGAAAUGAGAGCUUGACUUACAUUAUAAGGACUUUUCUUGAAACAGGGUAGUUGUGUCAGCUUUAUUAAACCAUUGGACCCAGUGAAAUUCUUAGUGAAAUUUUGAAUAUGAAAAAGAUGGAAAGUCAUUCCAGCUGAAAUGAAGGAAAGACCUUUGCCAUAUGAAGCUCUUGUGACAAUGUUAUAUCUUAAAGCUGGCUUAAAUGUAGGAUAGCCUGUUUAGCUUUGUUUUUGUUUUUCCUUCAUUGCUCUAACAUGAAUUUGAUUGACUGGAUGGUUAGAACACAGGUUGUGUUUUUAAAACCCAAGCUGAUCAGAACAAAUUCAGAAGUUGGGAAAAAAUUAGGUUCAUUUGCUGCAGUUGCAUGUUACUACAUAGCUUCACUUAUCAUGAAAUGUGCACUUAAUAAGGUUGUAUAGAUAGAUGUGCUGGCCAGAUUUUGUCAUUCAUCUGUUAACAUAACUUCUGUAAUUUCCUUAGGACAUUUGUAGGAGAGUUGGGUAAAAGAUAUUACCAAUGGUGUUUUCCCCAGGCUCUUAGAGAUAUUUUGUAACUUCUAUAUCUUCUCUUUCACCUUGGUGUGUGUUGUUGGUUUUGAAAAGACAGCAAAAAUUUUAUUCAUAGUAGAAGUUAAUAACUAAGUCAUAAAAUAUUCAAAAUGUGGUCUAUAAUGCAUAGCCUUAUAAACACAGGUAGUAGCAACAGCAUGGAUGGCUUUGAGUACUCUUCGCAUUUGUCAAUAGGUUUUAUGGUACUCACCUGUAAUCCUGGCAACCAGAAGACUAAAGCAGGAGGAUUGUGAGUUCAAAGUCAGACUGGCCUGCAUAGCAACAACAUAACAAAUUAUUGGAGAAGUAAUCUCUGUAUUGUGUACACAGACAUAUACUUAGAGCUGUGUUGCCUUUUAAUUUUGGGGAAGAAAAUUAGUGGAUUGCAGUUAUGUUAGAUGUUGGCCCGUCUCCCUCUCAAAAAAUUUUUUUGCCCAGUUUAAAAAGUAAUUAGAUAUUUUCUAGAUAGAAGAACAGCGACCAGAAAUUUACCAUUUUGCUAAAUAACUAAUUCUUAGGUACUUAUUAAAGUCGUUGCUGAUGUUAUGGAUUCCAAGGAAGUAUCAGUUACAUGAUGAUCUUCCUAUCAAUGUCUUAAUGUUCAGUGUUUUAAAAAUAAAAAAUUAACCUCCAAAACCAUACUCAGAUUCACUUAUUUUAUCAGCAAAACUUGAGAGAUUUGUAGAUCAAAUAAGACAAUAAGUGUACAUUGUUGAAUAAAAAAAUUUCAAGUU